CCGCCGGGAAGGAGGCGGUGUCAUGGCGGCGGCGGGCCCGGAGCGGCCGCAGCCCGCAGCGCUCGCCCUGCUCGGGCCGGCGCCCGGCGCGCCCAGCUGCCCUCACGGUCCUGCGCUUCUGUUUGUGAAGACCAGCCAGGGAAAAGAGGAAGGAAGAAGAUUCUAUGCUUGUUCGGCUUGUAGGGAUAGAAAGGAUUGUAAUUUUUUUCAGUGGGAAGAUGAGAAGGUGUCAGAAACUAGGCUUGCAGCACGUGAAGAAUAUAAUAGAAAUCAUCAGCCUUCCUUUACACACAGACAGAACGUGGACAGGUACAAGAAUUUUGUUCUGCUGCCGUUAUCAAAGAGGAGGUUUUGCCAGGAAUGCCAGCAAUUGCUAUUGCCAGCAGAAUGGGAAAAACACGCAGAUCACCAGUUCCUGUGUAAUAUCACAACUGACCAGCUGAAAAGUCCAAGUCAACUUCUAUAUCCACUGGAGAAUAAAAAAACAAAUGCACAGUAUUUAUUUGCAGACAGAAGUUGCAAGUUCCUACUGAAUCUCCUUAUAGAUUUAGGAUUCAGACGAGUGCUCUCUGUUGGGACACCCAGGCUUCAUGAAAUGAUCCAGUCAAAAGCAACACAAGAAGAAGAAUUCAGUGUUAGAAGCCUUCUGCUAGAUAUUGAUUUCAGGUAUUCACAAUUUUACACAGAGGAUGAAUUCUGCCACUACAACAUGUUCAAUCAUCAUUUCUUUGGUGGAGAGGCUGCACAUGAAACUUGCAGGAAAUUCUUGUAUGAAGAGAAUGGUGAAAGAGUCAUUAUGGUAACUGAUCCCCCAUUUGGAGGUUUAGUGGAAGCACUGGCUUCUAGUUUUAAAAGACUGAUGGCAAUGUGGAGUGAGACAGAAAAAGAAGUCUUUCCAUUACUAGGUCAUGACAAAAAAGAGAUGCCCAUGUUCUGGAUAUUUCCAUACUUCUUUGAGUCUCGCAUUCUUGACUUUUUCCCAAGCUUCAGUAUGAUGGAUUACCAGGUAGACUAUGAUAAUCAUGCACUGUAUAAACAUGGCAAGACAGGUCGUAGACAGUCUCCCGUUCGUAUUUUCACGAACCUUACCCCAAGUAUGGUUGUGCUUCCUGAAGAAGAGGGAUAUAGAUUUUGCACUGUAUGUCAACGAUAUGUUAGUUCUGGUAACCAGCACUGUGAGAUAUGCAAUUCAUGUACAUCAAAAGAUGGCAGACGAUGGAAACAUUGUGCUCUUUGCAAAAAAUGUGUUAAACCCUCUUGGUUUCACUGUAGCAAUUGCAACUGCUGCACUCUGGAGAAGCACAACUGUGAGAAGAGUGAUGUUGGCUGUUUUGUCUGUGGCAAGGCAGGUCACAAGCGCAGUGCCUGUCCCAGUCUCUCCCACACCAGAACAGCUUGUCAACUUAACAAAAAGAAAGGGCAGAAAACUCGAAAGAGAGUAAAGAUGGGCAUCUGUAAAAGAUUAGCUAUGAAACAUGCCAUAUUCUCCAAGAGGAAAGUGAAGAAUAAGAAAAAAAAGACAUGACUUUUAUUACUGCUACAUAUUUGCUAAUUUAUUUUUUAUUGUCAGCCUUUUGUUCCAUUUUCUAAAAAUGUAAGUGCUAACAUCCAGAAUAAAACCUGAUUGAAUUAAGUGAC
Molecule: messenger RNA, 1638 nt
Organism: Oenanthe melanoleuca
Lineage: Eukaryota; Metazoa; Chordata; Aves; Passeriformes; Muscicapidae
Gene: ZCCHC4
Product: zinc finger CCHC-type containing 4
Exons: 13
Coding region: 23-1525 (500 amino acids)
Biological process (GO): rRNA methylation
Cellular component (GO): cytoplasm; nucleolus
Molecular function (GO): rRNA (adenine-N6-)-methyltransferase activity; zinc ion binding; nucleic acid binding
Source: RefSeq, a predicted model, not a curated record